Messenger RNA from Paramecium sonneborni, 1118 nucleotides. NCBI's taxonomy places the organism in Eukaryota, Ciliophora, Oligohymenophorea, Peniculida, Parameciidae. The record is from the annotation of a GenBank genome assembly.
UUAACAAAUAUGUUGCUUAAAAAUUUCCUUAAAAACAAUAUAAUGCAAUCAAAAUACAGUUAUUAGAGUAAGAAAAAGAGUUCGUAAUAUUUUCAUAACCCCUUAAUAGAAGUAAAUAUGAAUUAAAUUUAUUAAUAGGGUUAAUAUGAAGUAACUCCAGCAAGAAAGGUUCCUCAAAAUAUAAUAAGACCAAGUUACAUGAGUAUACAUUUAUCAUAGAUUAAUAGCUGAUAAAAAACCUAUAUAUGGAAUAUAUGAAGGUCCAGCUGUUAUACAUGGAAAGAGUAUGAUUGAUAGUAAUUAUAUUAAUUAAUUAAGAAUUAAGGAAGGCUGCAAUUAUUGCAGCAAAAACUGCGCAAGUUGCUUAAAGAUCAGUUAGAAAAGGGAUGAGUACUGAUGAAUUAGACAAAAUAAUUCAUGAUUAUAUCAUUUCAUAAAAUGCAUAUCCUUCACCAAUAGGAUUUAUGGGAUUUCCAAAAAGUGUUUGCACUUCAGUUAAUGAAGUAUGCUGUCACGGAAUACCUAACAUGAGACCAUUAGAAGAAGGAGAUAGUCUUAAUAUUGAUGUUACAGUGUUUUAUGAUGGUGUUCAUGGUGACACUAGUGUUAUGGCGACUGUCCCAAUAAUUAAUUAAGAAAUAUCAAAAUUAAUAAAUACUACUUAAAAAGUGUAUUUUCAAAUGAUAACAAGGCACUUUAUGAAGCAAUCAAAAUUUGUGGGCCUGGACAAAAAUUUAAUCAAAUUGGAAAAGUAAUAGAGGAAGUUGCUAAUAAAGAAGGGUUUUUUGUAAGUGAGGUAUUUACUGGUCAUGGGAUUGGAGAAUUGAUGCAUAUGCCACCUACAAUUUAUCAUAAUAGUAAAAUUUUCUAAUAAUUUUUAGUUAAUUCACAUCCAGGAGUGAUGGUUCCUGGUAAUGUUUUUACUAUUGAACCUAUAUUACUAAUGAAAGAUUAGCAAGAUUAUGAGAUGUGGAAUGACUAAUUUACAGUGAUUUUGCCUGAUAAUCCAAGUGGUAAUCAAUCUAAUAAUCUAUAAAGCUUAAUGGGAACAUAUGAUUUUAAUAACUCAAAAUGGUUAUGAAGUUUUAACUAAAAGAGAUGAUGAAAUAGGGUUGUGA